Messenger RNA from Varanus komodoensis (Komodo dragon), 2396 nucleotides. RefSeq names its product gametogenetin binding protein 2 (gene GGNBP2). The record is from RefSeq and is a predicted model, not a curated record. NCBI's taxonomy places the organism in Eukaryota, Metazoa, Chordata, Lepidosauria, Squamata, Varanidae. The transcript is spliced from 15 exons. The coding region runs from base 144 to 2363 and encodes 739 amino acids. Gene Ontology annotation, cellular component: nucleus; cytoplasm.
CCAAAGCCGGAGGAGGACUGACGCUGCCCUCCUGGAAAGGGAGGGUGAGGAAGGGAAGAGAGAGAGGCCAAAAAACCGCCCGUCUCGGCUUUUGAGGCAAGAAGCUGUAGGAAGAAGUAAGCGCAGCGGCAGAGGGAGCAGAGAUGGCGCGGCUGGUGGCGGUCUGCAGGGACGGCGAGGAGGAAUUUCCCUUCGAGAGGCGGCAGAUCCCCCUCUACAUCGAUGACACGCUCACGAUGGUGAUGGAGUUUCCCGAUAACAUGCUAAGCCUGGACGGACAUCAGAACAAUGUAGCACAAUUGAAGCAGUUUAUCCAGCGGCACGGCACGCUGAAACAGCAGGACCUGAACGUGGCCAUGAUGGUGACUUCUCGCGAAGUCCUGAGCGCGCUCUCGCAGCUCGUCCCGUGCGUGGGCUGCCGCCGCAGCGUGGAGCGCCUCUUCUCGCAGCUCGUCGAGUCGGGCAACCCCGCCCUGGAGCCCCUCACGGUGGGCUCGAAGGGCGUCCUCUCCGUCACCCCCAGCUGCAUGAGGGACGCAAAGAAGCUGUACACGCUCUUUUACGUGCACGGGUCCAAAUUAAACGAAAUGAUAGACUCGAUUCCCAAAAGUAAGAAGAAUAAGAGAUGCCAGCUGCACUCCUUGGACACCCACAAGCCCAAACCCUUGGGUGAAGGGAACGGUAGCGCCCCGAGCACAGAGAAGUUAGGUGCAGAUAAGAGAACUAGUGAAGACGAAAGGAAGGAGAGCAGGUGUAAGAUCUCCUUCUGCUACGGACCUUUCCAGGGAGCUGCCAGGGGUUGCUGGAUGGAUGUCUGGGAGCUCAUGUCCCAGGAAUGCAGAGACGAAGUCGUCCUGAUCGACUCCAGCUGCCUCCUGGAAACUCUGGAAACAUACCUGCGGAAACACAGGUUCUGCACCGACUGCAAGAACAAGGUCCUCCGGGCGUACACCAUCCUCAUCGGCGAGCUGGACUGCAGCAAGGAGAAGGGCUACUGCGCCGCCCUGUACGAGGGCCUGCGCUGCUGCCCCCACGAGCGCCACAUCCACGUCUGCUGCGAGACCGACUUCAUCGCCCACCUCCUCGGCCGCGCCGAGCCCGAGUUCACAGGAGGGUAUGAGCGGCGGGAGCGGCAUGCCAAGACCAUAGACAUCGCCCAGGAGGAAGUGCUCACCUGCCUGGGCAUCCACCUGUACGAGCGGCUGCACCGCAUCUGGCAGAAGCUCCGGGCCGAGGAACAGACGUGGCAGAUGCUCUUCUACCUGGGCGUGGACGCGCUGCGCAAGAGCUUCGAGAUGGCUGUGGAAAGAGUGCAAGGCAUCAGCCGGCUGGAGCAGCUCUGCGAGGAGUUUUCCGAAGAGGAGCGGGUGCGGGAGCUGAAGCAGGAGAAGAAGCGGCAGAAACGGAAGAACCGGAGGAAAAACAAGUGUGUUUAUGAGAUCCCGGUGCCCGUGCAAGCGGCGGAAGAGAAGGACAUGAGCGAAGAGAAGGAAAACUUCUUGGAAAGCGGCUGCAAGGCCUGUGGAGGCACCGAAGAGAGGGCGGGCUGCGUCGCGGUCCUCGUCACGAGCGAAAACGCGUCUUGCACUUGUCCCAACAGUGGCACUUUACUGGGUUCACCUAAAAUCAAGAAAGGCUUAUCUGCACAUUGUAACGGCAGUGACUGCGGCUACUCUUCCAGCAUGGAAGGCAGUGAAACGGGCUCCCGAGAGGGCUCGGAUGUUGCUUGCACUGAAGGAAUCUGCAACCAUGACGAAAACGGCGACGACACUUGCCUGCAUCCCUGCGAUGACAAGGAAGAGGACGGGGACAGCUGCGUGGAGUGCUGGGCCAACUCGGAAGACAGCAGCACGAAGGGCAAAAGCAAGAAGAAGAAAAAGAAAAGCAAGAAGUGCGAGGCCGAGCACAUGCAAAAGCUGGCCAACUGCGUGGUGGAGGCGGGCGGCCACGAGGGCUCAGGAAAGGCCUUGCACACGGAGCUCCACCGAGACAAGACCAAAGACCCGCACGCCGAGACCUGUUGUCGCACAGAGAUGGCCCGGCAGCUGGUGCCUUGGUCAGAGCACAGGAAAGUAGCGUCACUGUGUGCGGCAGAUCCUCCGGAGGCGCCUGCUGUCCCCGAUCCUGGGAAGGGCGCCAAAAGCUUGGUGGAACUCCUCGACGAGUCCGAAUGCACAUCCGACGAGGAGCUGUUCAUCUCGCAAGAUGAGAUCCAGUCUUUCAUGGCGAACAACAAGUCUUUCUACAGCAAUAGAGAACAAUACCGACAGCACCUGAAGGAGAAAUUUAACAAGUACUGCCGCUUGAAUGAUCACAAGAGGCCGAUUUGUAGUGGCUGGCUGACAACAGCCGGCGCGAACUAAACCCAAUAAAAUUAGCAAUGUCUUUCAAUGAAA